This is a messenger RNA of Salarias fasciatus (jewelled blenny), 965 nucleotides long. RefSeq names its product Y-box-binding protein 2-A. The record is from RefSeq and is a predicted model, not a curated record. Lineage: Eukaryota; Metazoa; Chordata; Actinopteri; Blenniiformes; Blenniidae. The transcript has 9 exons. The coding region runs from base 3 to 965 and encodes 320 amino acids. Gene Ontology annotation, molecular function: nucleic acid binding.
ACAUGACCGACGCCGAAGCGCAGGACGCGCCGCCGUCCGCCCCGCUGGAGGACAAGCCGCAGCCCGAGAGGAAAGUCAUCGCAACCGCAGUUCAAGGCACAGUGAAGUGGUUCAAUGUGCGGAACGGAUAUGGCUUCAUAAACAGGACUGACACCAAAGAAGAUGUUUUUGUUCAUCAGACGGCCAUCAAAAAGAACAAUCCCAGAAAGUUCCUCCGCAGCGUAGGAGACGGGGAGAUUGUCGAAUUCGACGUGAUCGAGGCAGCCAAGGGCUCGGAGGCGGCCAAUGUGACCGGCCCCGGCGGCGUUCCGGUCAAAGGCAGCCGCUACGCGCCCAACAAACGCCGCUUCCGCCGCCGGUUCUUCCCCCGCAGCCCUCGGCCCGGAGACCAGGGUCGACCGGCCGACGGCCAGGCGUCCGCCUCAGAGGCCGACGGCUCGGGGGAGAACGACGGCGCCAGGCCGCCACAGCGCCGUCGGAGGCCUCGCCGACCACAGCAGGAGGCUCAAGACGGUGAGGAAGGAGAGCAGAAGGACGGACUCGACCAAACACAGAGGCCGCCAAGACGCAGGUUCUGGCGCCCGUACCGCAGACCGUUCCGCCCUCGGCCGCCUCCUGACCAGGCGGCGGGUGACCAGCAAGCGGCUGCGCCGCCGCCUCAGGAGCAGGACGAGGCGAAGCAGACGGAGACAUCGGAGGCUCCCCAGACCAACGGAGAGGACGCCAAGGCCCGCAGACGCCGGCCGGCCAGACCGCGCAGGCAAAGGAACUCCGAGUCCUCCGUCUCGAAAAACGACACGGAGAAGUCCGCGUCAGAGCCUGGCACCCCGCCUCAGACCGCCAAAUCCACGCCGAAAUCCCCCAAACCCUCGCCUAGAACUGCCUCUCCUAAAACAGCACAGUCCUCCGAGCAGGCGGCGGCCCCGGCCCCAACAACAGUACCGGCACCAACACCAACAGAGUAA